AAGAUUGGAAGCUAGUGAAUGAUAAAGGGAUGUAGGAAGGUUCCUUGUAUUUGCAUUCAUUAUAUUGUGUGUUUUCCCUCCUCUCCCCUCCUUAUAUAUUUCGGCCAUUUGGCCCUUGUAAUGAUCAUCUCUGAAUUAUUAAAAAACUCCUUUUACUCUUUGAGUAUUUAUAAAAUAGUGUGAUGCUAUUUUAGCCAAAUUCCUAAUUCUAUAUCUUAAGAGUGGUUAUCUUAAGUGUGAGUUUUAGGUUCUAGAUUUUGAUUAAGUGUGUCAUAUCUUAAUUAAAUUCUAGAUUCAAACCCCAAGUUAGGAUAAGAGUGUGUAAUAUCUCUUAAACACCAACUUGGUUUAUCCAUCCCUGAUUUUCUUCCAUUUCAUACCUCCCCAUUUCUCCUCUUAAUCUCACUCUUUUCUUCCAUUAAAAUACCCAAAAGAACUCCCUCAUCAACUCCAUAUAUUUCCAGUCCAUUCCCCACAAAAACACCCUUCUUCCUGCCCAGAAAACUGUCAAAUAAUCGAUUAUUGCUACUGUAAAUCGAUUAUCCCCCCUCCCAGAACAUCCCCAAAAAACCGCCCAAGAACCUGAAGCCCUUAACAAUCGAUUAUCCACUCAGGACAAUCGAUUAUCUCCCCUUCCCUGCAAAUAAAGAGGUUUUAACUAUAAAACCCGGAGCUGAGAUAUAACACCUAACCUCCCAAUACUCCACUUGCCACUUGUGGGAUUACACUGGGUUUGGUAUUUUUGGUGUCCCUGACAGAUUUUAGGAAUUUAGUUUUGCCAUUCCGUUGACACUUGAUAUCUACCAAAAUGUGUCUCAUCGUUGAAAUUAUUAUACCUUGGCUGAUAGUGUGCUUUAUAUUCCACAGAUAGUCAGGCCGGAAAAUCAUUUAUUUCAUACAUUACUGCAAAGAUUCUUGAGAACAUCCAAGUGUCUAUCAGGAACAUGCACAUUCUCUAUCGCGACAUGCAUACUACUUCGGGAGUUACUGGGUUUGGUUUGAAGUUUUCAAGCUUGACAAUCAUGAAGCAGCACCUUUUUGGUUCUGGUGGGAAAGUGAGGGGAAGCCAUGUGAACAAAAUUGUUGAAGUUCAAGGGCUGGAACUCUACUGCUAUACAUAUCAAGGGUCUGAUAAAUCAAGAAGUGUAGGCAAUUCUGUGGAUUCAAAAACUUGGGAGAGUGCAAUAUCUCAAGCUAGUGAGAAAGUUAAUUUAUUGGCCCCAUUGGAUGUUUCACUGUGCCUCUCGGUGAAUAGAUCUGGUGGUUUUGACAGCAGCGCUCCACAGUAUUUAGUAAAUAUUCAGUUAAAAAGCAUGCUCAUUUAUGUGGAUGAGGUUCAAAUACAACAAGUCAUGAGCUUUUGUGAUUAUUUGCUGACAUCUCAAUUGCGAGAGAAGUAUGGGCGAUAUCGUCCUUGGUGGAGCCCUCUGGAUAAAAAACUGAAAGGGUGGCAAAUUGCAUGGUGGCACUAUGCUUUGAAUUCCGUUCUCUUCGAUAUUCACAAGAGAUUAAGGAAAACUUCUUGGAAGUACCUUGGAGCGAGGCUAAAUGUUCGUCGGAAAUAUGUAAACUUAUACAAGACAAAACUGAAGUGCCUUCAACAAGAGCAGGUAAUUCCUGAAGAUGUGAUACACAUGCUGGAAGAAAUAGAGAAAGAAUCAGAUAUUGAUGAGAUCUUAAGUUACAGAUCUGCUGCAGAGCGUGAACUGCAGGACAUUUUACUUGCUCACACUUCUAACAAUGUGAAUACUAGUAAAUCUCUUGAAGGCGAGCGCACAUUCAACAAGCCCCGUGGGUGGUUGAAUUGGCUAUCCCGUGGGAUGCUCGGGGCUGGUGGGACAGAUGAUUCUAGCCAAUUUUCAGGCAUAAUCUCAGAUGAUGUACUCAAGGAUAUCUAUGAAGCAACUGAGUUUCAUCCUGUACAAACGGUAGAUGCAGAUGCUGCAGCAACUGAUAAAAUGUGUUUAUCGUCCAUCAAGUUCAGCAUUAAUCAACUUUCGGUUACUUUGCAGAGAAUGAAGUUGGGUUGUGCAAUUGCUCAUCUGACACUGAAUGAAAUCUCAGUAGAAAGUGAGAUUUGGGAGGAAGAGACAAGUUUUAAUGCCAAAAUUUGCUCUUGUGAGAUGCUGAAUCCAAUCAACAAUGAACUCGUCUUAUUCACAAGGGUGGACCACGAUGGAGGCAUAAUCAGCUUUCCACAGCCUCUUAUAAAUAUCCAUGCUGAUAUGCAUUCUCCACACAAAGUUGUCAACCUAUCAGUCAUAGUUCAGCCGCUUGAACUGACAUACAAUUCAGACUUCGUAAAUAACAUUCUGGCCCUUUUUCAUGUUGUGGAAGAGUUUGAAACUUUGAAUUACAGGAUUCUCUUAUCCAUGAAUGGGAUUGACAACAUCAAGUCAAGACUUCUAUCUAAAGUUGACUAUAUGUUAUCACACCGCAAGAAGAUGUUGUGGGAUGUUAAUUUUGCAACCAUUGUCAUCAAUAUUCCAUGGGGAAAAGCAAAUUUUGAAGCGCACAAACUGGUAUUGGAUGUUGGUGAGUUAUCCAUUGUUUCUAAGAACAAUAAGGGCUUUGUAAUGGCAACUUCUGAUUUGUUGGAUGAUUUUAUUGAGGGUUAUCAACUUCAAGAUUUAUACGAUCACUUCGAGAUCACUAUAAGCAACUUUCAGAUGAAUUUAUGGGCUUCUUGCUCUUAUGUGCCUCUCCCCAUUAUUGAAAGGUUCGAUGGUUCGCUUGCCUUGAAGUUGUGCAUUAUUCCAGAUGAAUCAGUCUUGAAAAGACUUGAGGUUGGCAUGGAAGUGUCAUCCAUUGUUGCUCACAUUUCACCAUCUCUUCAUGGUUUACUUACAGAACUAAUAACAGAUUUUAUUCUGCCACAAUUUACACAACUUUCUUCAGAUUCAUAUAUGCUUAGGAAAAGGCCCAGUGGAUUUGCUCCCUUGAAUAUUUUCUGGAUUUCUGCAAAUGCGGAUGUGAAAUCUGUUGCUCUUUUUAUUGAUCUUGAAAUUGAUGCUGGGAAUCCUUGUAGCCUCACACUCUCUUUUCAGGAGUUUGACAUUCGUGUUGAUAAAAGCAAAACUAUGGAAUGCUGGAUUUCCAUUAAGACACUGGAAGUCAAAUGCCAUUCCAGUCAGAUUGAUGAAAAGGACAAUGUCUUGUGCUCAUCAAAAACAUUCAUGGAGCAGUCCUUUCGGUUGCAUUACAAACAGACCUAUGAUUUUCUUUGGGGUCCGUUGACACCUACUGUUUCUCCAAUUUUCCAGUUUUGCAUGAGGAAAGAAACUGCUAAAUCAAGGGAAUCUCUCUUGGAACUGAGCUUUGGCAUCCAGAAUGUGUCUUGUGUUCUACCUCCAGAAUUUCUUGCAGUCAUAAUAGGUUACUUUUCACUACCCGAUUGGAGCCCCACCCCGAGGAAACCACCUAUAGUUGAAAAUUCUAACCAUAUUGACUUGUGUGAGCCUCCUAUAGCGGUAGCUUCUUGUCCGAUAUCCAUCACGACUAUGGUGAAUGAUUGUCAACUUGCAGGUGGAGGUGUUUCAGUACUAGUUGCAUUUGAAGCGUUGGUGGAUAUCAUAAACCAGUUCUCCUUGACUGAGAAACGAUCCAAAGCAUAUAACUCAAAUACUUCUCAGUUUCUUAAACUUGAGAGACAACUGAGGGAAGAUAAUGCAUCUCCACCUGCUUCCUCAUCGGAAAACUUAAUGAUUGUCAAUGCAUGUGUGAAGUCAAUGUCUUUGAGACUGCAUCAUACAAAAGGAGAUUCAGUCUCUUCUGAUAUUAUUGCAGAGGCUAAUUUGCAGUUUACUUGCUCGGCUUCGUUUAGAAAUGACGAACUUCUAUGCCUUAAGAUUUCAUUCUCUGCCCUAUCGCUAUUUUCAUUUCUGAAUUCUGUUAUGCUCUUUGAAUGCACUCCGAAUUCUAGUUUUGCUGCUUUAAAGUUGACUUACUCAAUAUCAAAAGAAAAUGAAUAUAGCCUUCUCCUUUACAUUCCUUCUGUAGAUGUUUGGCUUCAUACAUUUGACUGGAGUGAGUUGCUUGACUUAGUUCAUUCUUGUGUUGGAGAACACCCUGCAUCUCAUACUUUGAGCAUCUCUCCAGAGAAUCUUACUUUUGUUCAUAUAGAUGAAGUUGGAACCAAGGAAAUUGAUGCAUCAAGAAAUUGUCAUAGGAUUCCAAGCACUCCAACAUGUCUCGAUUCUAAAAAUGUGAAUCCUUCUGCCCGAUUGUUUAGGAUUGAGAUGGAUGUUGCUGGUGCAACAGUUCAUAUUCCAGUUUGGCUGAGAAAUGAUGCAUUCAAUGUGUUUGAAGGAAACCACUAUGAUCCUCUGAAUGACUUGCAAAUCAUGAUUUAUGGAAAUCAACAUGGCUUUCUUGCAGUUACAUUGCAAAGAGGAACUGCGACACUGGUUCAACAUGGGAAGAGUAUGAGGCUUGAAAUUUGUUUGGAUCAAAUAAAGGGGUCAGUGGAGCUCCAUGGGGAGGAUGAGUUGCAUAGCUUGCCUGUUUUUCAAUUGUUUCAAGUCACUUUGGAUGCUGACAUUUCAUCUUGUCUAUUGGAUGAUAUCCGUGGGAGAUUGGAUAUUCAAUGUGAUAAUCUGGAUGUGUGGCUUUCGGAUCAAAUGCUUUAUUUCUGGUGUUUAGGGAAAUUUCAAAGUCAAGCUGCUGGAACUUCUCAAUUCAUUAUCAGUUGCAUGGAUUCUAAAGUCCACUUAAGGAAGGCAUCUCUUAUUGUAACUAAUGGAAAGUUGAGUUCUGCUGGGCCUCUGCUGGAGUUUCUUAUCUGCAACCUACUACUUCACUCAAGGAUAAAUGAAAAGGACAUUGAGGUUUCAGUUGAGUGUGACAUACAAGCCAACUAUAAUAAUAUUGACAAGGUUUUCUGGGAACCAUUUAUAGAGCUAUGGAGUUUCAAUCUAUUCUUAAGCAGAAUACAUGACAAGACUUCUCUUAUUACUGAAGCUGCAACUGAAAUUCGUGUUGAAUCUACUUCUCAGCUUAACUUGAACAUCACUGAAUCCUUUAUUGAGGUUAUUUCUAGGACAGUUGAGGUGAUUAAAGAUGCUUGGGGCACCAUAGAGAUGAGUACGAGUUCAGAAAGCUUGAGCUUAAAUGAUUAUCGUUUAAGUGCAAAUCUGCAUGGCAGAAGGCAUGCUCCAUAUGUACUGCAGAAUUUGACCUCGUUGCCCAUAUUUUUCGACGUACAUACUGGGGAAAAUGUCAGCAAUACUUUGGGAUUAUCAUUGACAAAAAGUGGAAAGGUUUUGCAACCUGGCUUUUCUGUACCGAUUGAUGUGGAAGAUACUCCAGACAAACUUAUACACUAUAACUACGUUCAGUGCCCAGAUAGACUUCGUGAGAGACAAUCAUCUAGUGCAGCACAUCAUUUAAUCUCUUUUCAACUUGAGGGAACAUCAAUGCCAUCCGGUCCUUUCUCAAUGGAUCUUGUAGGCAUGAGGUGCUUUGAGGUGGAUUUUUCAAAAACCUCGAGUGGAACUGGUUCAAUUACAAAUGGGGAUGCCUUGAAAAUAUGUACAACAGUUGAAGGCGAAGUUUGCACAGAAUCAAAAGAUGGAUUUAUUGUUCCUGUGGUCAUCGAUGUAUCCAUACGGCCUUAUACAAAGAUAGUGCGAUUGUACUCAACGGUGUUACUGUCAAAUGCAACUUCUGUGCCACUUGAAGUACGAUUAGAUAUUCCAUUUAGUGUAUCUCCAAAGAUUCUGGACCCAAUAUAUCCUGGUCAGCAAUGUCCUCUUCCUCUACAUUUGGCUGAAGCAGGGCUCAUGAAAUGGCGUCCUGUUGGAAGUGCUUACUUGUGGAGUGAAGCAUAUAAUAUUCAGAAUAUACUUUCACAUGAGAACAGACUCAGCAUCUUGCGUUCUUUUGUUUGCUAUCCAUCUCAUCCAAGCAGUGAUCCGUUCCGUUGUUGCAUCUCUGUUUGUGAUUGGAGCUUACCUUCACCUGGACCACUUAAGAUGGGUGUAUUGCAUUCCAAAUGUGAUGUACUUGGAACUUCUGAAACAUUUAAUGAAUUAUCACACAAUACAUUAAGAUCAAAAAAGAGGUACAUCCAUAGAAUGACUCUUAGCAGCCCUCUAGUUUUGAAAAAUUAUCUUCCAGAGUCUGUAUCGAUCACGAUAGAAAAUGGUGGUGUUACAAGUUCUGCGUUACUGUCAGAGGUGGAAAAUUCUUUUUUUCACAUUGAUUCCUCACAUGACCUGACAAUUACAUUCCACUUGUGUGGAUUCAACCCUUCAAGUAUAAAAUUUCCACGUGCUGAAACAUUUGUAGAGACAGCUAAGUGCAGUGGAACAAUAUUUUCUACGUGGGAUACAGUCACCUUUGAUCCUAUAUCAAGUUGUGGUCCUUUAUGUGUUACUGUUGAGAAGGUAAUGGAUGCAUUCUCUGGAGCCCGUGAACUGUGCAUUUCAGUUCCAUUUCUUCUUUAUAAUUGCACGUGGUUGCCACUUGUUGUAUCCAAUGCUAUCAAUGAGACAAAAGGACAUUAUUGCAUUGUUCCUUCAUGUUAUGCUUUGGAUGAGAAAGACCUUGUCCCUAGCAAGAAGGAUGGACUUGGUCUCCUAUCACCUGAUCUUGAUUCUGAUAUAGCUCCACUAGACAAUAGGUUGCCUAUAUCGGUAAACAGUCACCCUAUUACAAAUUCAAAUGAAAACAGAUCUGAAAAACAUGCCAGGCCAUUCCUCUCAUAUACAGUUGUGCAUCAGUAUUCACAUACCCAUAGUAUGUAUAGCCAAAAGCCUUCAACUUUUAAGAAUUGGUCAGGACCAAGCAGCCAAUCGAGUUUGAGGUCUUCUGAUUUGUUGGAAAAUGAAAGUGACAAGGUUAACUGCUGCAUGUUUUCUCCUGAUUCAAGUUUCUCUUCAGAUGAAACUGUGGUAAAGGUUUGUAGAUUCCUAUCUCCUUGCAUAACAAAUCAUGCCCCUUACUCUCAUUGGUCAAAUGCUUUUUCCCUUGUUCCGCCUACUGGUUCAACUUCUGUUAUUGUCCCACAACCAUCCAAGACUUCUGGCUAUAUAAUGUCUGUUAGUGCUACUGAUGCACCAUUCUCUGGGAGGACAAAAAUUAUCUCUUUUCAACCCAGAUACGUGAUCAGUAAUGCAUGCAAUAAGGAUGUGUGCUACAGGCAAAAGGGAACCAAUGAUAUUUUCUUCUUAGAGGCUGGAAAACAUUCUCAUAUUCAAUGGAUUGAUACAACAAGGGAAUUACUACUUUCGGUUCGGUUUGUUGAACCUGGAUGGCAAUGGUCAGGAUGCUUCUUGCCUGAACAUUUAGGGGAUACUCAGGUGAAAAUGAGAAACUUUGUUUCUGGCGCUGUUAAUAUGAUUCGUGUAGAAGUGCAAAGUGCUGAUUUCUCCAUUAGAGAUGAAAAGAUUGUUGAAAGCCCUCAGGGUAACUCUGGGACAAACCUUGUUCUUUUGUCAGACGAUGAUACAGGCUUUAUGCCAUACAGAAUUGAUAAUUUUACAAAGGAGAGGAUUCGCAUUUACCAGCAAAAAUGUGAUGCUUUCGAAACAAUGAUUCACUCUUACAGUUCUUGCCCUUAUGCUUGGGAUGAACCAUGUUACCCACAUCGUUUAACUAUUGAGGUUCCUGGUGAGCGUAUCAUAGGAUCCUACACUCUUGAUGAUGUAAAGGAGUAUGGGCAUGUUUGCUUAUCUGCAACUUAUGAGAAACCUGAAAGAACUCUAUGUAUUUCUGUUUGUUCUGAAGGAGCAACUAAGGUUCUCCGCAUCAUCGACUCAAGUUGCCAUGAUUUAAAUGAUUCAAGGGGCCUGCAUUUUACACAAUUGAAAGAUAAAGGAAAACAUGACCGGAAGCCUGAAUCUGCUACUCAUUUCAAUGAUAGGAUAGUGGUUGAUAUUCCUUUUGUUGGAAUCUCCUUGAUAAAUUCUUUGCCAGAGGAGUUACUUUUCGCUUGUGCAAGGAACAUUACCAUUGUUUUUAAGCAGUCUCUGGAUCAACAAAAGGUGUCCUUGCAGAUUAUGUCGUUACAGAUCGAUAACCAGUUGCCUACUACUCCUUACCCAGUCAUCCUCUCUUUGGAUCAUAGGACUGGCAUUACCAGUAGUAGAGCUAUGAGAGAAACGACUCCUGAGAGCCAAGAACCUGCAUUCUCCUUGGAAGUAGCAACGUGGAGGAACAGAUAUCUUUCGUUGCUUUCAUUUAAAUAUAUUGGCCUAAGAGUGGCUGAGGUUCAUCUAGAAAUUGAUCAAGAAGUGGUUCUGAGAUUGCUUGAUUUCAUCAAGUCUGUUUCUUCAAGGAUGAAGGGAAGAGUGCUGCCCCAUAUGAGCCCAAGCCUCCCACUGAUACUUUCAGAUUUGGAAUCAGAUUUGUCCAUGUAUUCCUACUCUCUAGAUUUUGAAACUCUGAAAUCGCGUUUUAAACAGCAAUUCACCUUGCACAGUAGCUUGUAUCAUGAAAUUAGCAAGAGCUCUGUGCUGCCUUCAAUAACUCCUAUUGGUGCACCAUGGCAAAAGAUUCAUCUUUUAGCAAGAAAGCAGAAGAAAUUAUAUGUUGAAUUGCUUGAUAUGUCUUCAAUCAAACUGACUUUGAGUUUUUCUAGCAGUCCCUGGAUGCUUCGAAAUGGGGUCCUUACAUCUGGUGAAUCUCUUAUCCAUAGGGGUCUAAUGGCACUUGCUGAUGUGGAAGGAGCACAAAUUCAUCUCAAGCAUCUGGUUUUGUCACAUCAGCUAGCCAGCUGGGAGUCCAUUCAGAAGAUUCUCAGUGAUCAUUAUAGUCGGCAGUUUCUUCAUGAAAUGUAUAAGGUGCUUGGUUCAGCCGGAGUGAUAGGUAAUCCCAUGGGGUUUGCAAGAAAUGUAACUCUUGGGAUCAAAGAUUUCUUGUCUGCUCCUUUACAAAGUGCUCUCCAGAGUCGUGCAGGACUUAUUACGGGUAUGGCGCAAGGCACGUCUAGUCUCUUCAGCAACACUGUUUAUGCAAUAAGUGAUACUGCCACUCAAUUUAGCAAGGCUGCGAAGAAGGGCAUCGUCGCAUUUACAUUCGAUGAUCACAGUAUAGCAAAUAUGGACAGGCCGCAGAAGAGAGUAUCUUCCAAUAGUAAAGGUGUGAUAAAUGAAUUACUAGAGGGACUUACUGGCCUAUUGCAGUCGCCAAUAAAGGGGGCUGAGAAGCAUGGACUCCCAGGAAUAGUCUCAGGCAUAGCCCUUGGAAUGACAGGUCUCGUGGCAAAACCCACGGCCAGUGUCCUUGAUGUCACCGGUAAAACAGCACAGAGCAUAAAGAAUUGGAGCAAGCGACUCCACAGUGGAAACCAACAACACUAUAGGGUUCGCCUUCCAAGACACCUAAGUAGGGAAUAUCCUCUGCGGUCGUAUUCUUGGGAAGAAGCAAUUGGGGCAUCUGUACUCCGAGAGGCGGACGACUGUUCUUCAAAUCUCAAAGAUGAAGCCCUAAUCAUCUGUGAUUCACUCAAAGAGGAAGGUAAAUUCGCAAUCAUCACCAAGAAACUCCUCUUGGUUGUGAGCAGCAAAAUCUUUGCAAACCUGGGUAAGCCCGAGCUUCAAGGGGUUCCAGCUAACCUGGAAUGGUUGAUAGAAACAGAAAUAGGAAUGGAUAGCAUCAUACACUUUGACCUUGAUGAACAGUCAGUGGUGCAUAUCGUCGGGAGCAGGCCCGAUAUACUAGUGAGGCAGAACCAGCAACGAAGAGGCCCAAGAAGGAACAACGAUCCACAUGAUCCUCUCCCCUUAUUCCAGACCGAUUUAGCGUUUGCAUCAAAAGAGAAGGCGCAAAACUUUCUAGGAACGCUAUCGUCAUCAAUCCACCGGACUAAAGAACAACGCCGGGGUCAUGGGCAUGUCUUACACCAAAGUAGCGUAAGGCAUAGAUUUUGAAGAAAGAAAAGUAGAGUAGGUUUUUUUUUGUUUUUUGUACAUAAUCAAGAUGAUGAAAGCUGUCAGCACUGAUUGUCCAUAUUAAUUAUCAUUUUCAAGAUUCAUAUAGUACUCACUCCUUUUAAGAGUAUUCGUGGAACUGAAAAUUUUGAUAAUCAAUUAAAUAAAAAUUGCUUUGCCUAUUAAUACAAAAAGGAUUUUAUUAGAUUUAUGUUGCAUAAAGCUUUUUAAAAAUU
Cuscuta campestris is the source of this 10108-nucleotide messenger RNA. NCBI's taxonomy places the organism in Eukaryota, Viridiplantae, Streptophyta, Magnoliopsida, Solanales, Convolvulaceae. The record is from the annotation of a GenBank genome assembly.